AUGUCGCCAUGUUCGAAUAACACCAAUGGCUCGUGUUUGAACGAAGGCAUAUGCACUUCUGGCAUUUGUAUCUGUUCAAAUGAAUGUUUUCACGGUGAUCGUUGUCAAACAUACUACAAUGUACUUAGUCUUCCAUUCUCUUCCGCGAUGGCAGAAGACACUUCCGAUGCACACAUUGUCUAUAUUAUGUUGUUGACACUUAUAGUCAUCAUUGGACUUUUGAAUAAUAUUGUUUGUAUCGUCAUAUCGACACGUGAACAUAUUCGGAUCACCGCCAAUGGGGUUUAUCUAUUCAUAAUAUCGGCUAGUGGCAUUGUACGUAAACUAUUUCUGCAAACUGUGGUUUUAACGAUCAUCGGAUACGAUUCAUCAUCGUUACGUACAUGGUCAUGCUAUGUCAAUCCUUACAUAUCGUUGGUCAUAGGUUAUGCAUGUAUCUGGAUAAGUGUUGCGAUUGCUACCGAACGCGUUCUGAUCGAAUGUUUCAAUAUGGAGUUGUAUGAAACGCAUCGACAUGCGAUAAUAAUUUCGAUUGGAUGUUUUAUCUAUUCAUCGGUAUCAAACCUACCGAAAAUCUUUGCUCGAGAAUUUAUUCUUAGUCCAUCGGGAGAGUCAAUUUGCAUGUAUGAUUAUAUCUCACAUCCAGAAUGGAACAUACCAGAUACUGUUUUUUCUUAUAUCAAUGUUAUCGUUCCGUGUGCUGCUCAUUUGAUUUGUACUGGAUGCGUGUUAACAACAAUAGUUCGCCGCAAGAUACUCAUAUGCAAAAAUAGUCAACCGCAGCAGCGUCUCUAUCGUGUUUGGUUACGUCAGUUGUACUUUCAUCGAGAUUUUCUAGUCCCACCUCUAUUUCUCAUCUUUUGUCUUUUACCAAAUGCAAUCCACGGACAUUUAAUUGCGAUUUGUAUACAAUACAACAACGUCGCACAUCUUCGUCUGCACAUUGUUUGCAUAUUUCUACUCCAUCUUCCUUUCGUAUUCAUUUGUUUAGUGUAUAUCUAUCCAAACCAAUCGUAUCGGAAGGAGUUCCGGCACACAUGGUUCUAUCGAACACUGUGUUGCGGUUUAUCGCGAAAGGAUAAAAAGAAAGUGCAACAACGAUACCAGCUAACUGCCAAACUAACCCUCUCCGAGCUUGUAGAAAAGUCUAGUUCGCAAUGA
Molecule: messenger RNA, 1161 nt
Organism: Adineta ricciae
Lineage: Eukaryota; Metazoa; Rotifera; Eurotatoria; Adinetida; Adinetidae
Source: the annotation of a GenBank genome assembly